CGGUUAUUGCGUUCUUUGGGUAGAAAUCUGAUGAAGACAUGAAUAACAUCCGUAAAGAAACUAAAACGUCAUCGUUUCCACAUCAUCUUAUAAAGCUAUAAAAACAAGAGUCAAUGACAUUGAGUUCAAUGUUACAAGAAGAAUAACUUUUGUUUAAAACAAAGACUCUCGACGUCUAACAUUUGAAAUUACAAGUUCCAAUAUAACUAAUCAACCAGUAUGAAUAUUAAAUUAGCCGUUCUCGUUGUCUUAGCAACCUUGUGUAGUUUAGGUGAAGUGCUCGCAGCACCAACACAAGCAGCUGUAAGAGAUGCUAACACCGCAUCCGCACCAACUAUUACUAAUACAGACGGCGAGCUCACUCAGUUUUCUGAUAAAGUUGAAUUAGAGGAAGAUGAAUACUCAGACGACGAAUACUCAGACGACGAAUUAACUGAUGGUGAUAAUGAAGAUGAGUUUGGUGAUGAAGACGGUGAACUUACUCUAAUUUAUGAUGAAGACGAAUCAGAGGAAGAUGAAGGUGAAGGUGACGAUGACGAUGAUUAUGAAGACGAGAAUGACGACGGGGAAGAUGAAUCAGAGGAAGCUGAAAGAGAAUCAGAGGAAGAUGAAUACGAUUUGGAUGGUGAAGAUGUAGAAGAAUCAGAAGAAGAUGAAGGCGAAUCAGUAGAAGAUGAAGACGAUAUGGAUGCUGAAGAUGUAGGAGUAUUAGAUGGAGAGGCAGACGAAUCAGAAGAAGAUGAAGACGAAUCAGAAGAAGAUGAAGACGAUAUUGAUGGUGAAGAUGUAGGAGAAUCAGAGGAAGAUGGAGACGAAUCGGAAGAAGAUGAAGACGAUAUUGAUGGUGAAGAUGUAGGAGAAUCAGAUGAAGACGAAUCAGAAGAAGAUGAAGACGAAUCAGAGGAAGAUAAAGACGAAUCAGAAGAAGAUAAAACUGAAGACGAAUCAGAAGAAGAUGAAGACGAAUCAGAGGAAGAUGAAGACGAAUCAGAGGAAGAUGAAACUGAAGACGAAUCAGAUGAAAACUCAAACGAAUCUGAAAACUCAGAGGGAUCAGAUGAUAGCUCUGACGAAUAGUUGGAGACAAUGGUGAUUAUAUAUGUGUUGACGACCUAUAGCUACGUAGUUAAGAUAAUGCUUAAAAUGAAAUAACUUAAGUUAAAAAAAAUUAGUUAUAUAAAAAUGAUACCGAAGAUUAGAUAACUGAUAAAAUUGGUGACCCCGAAUUUUCAAUAGAUCACACAGAACAUGAACUAAAUGAUAAAUGCACUGGGAAUGGACCAGUAAAAAAAUUAACUUAGCUAAAAAUAAUAAUUUUCUGUUGUUCGAAGAAUGCAAAUGAAUUGUUUUAAUAAAUGUUAGUCUCAAUAUUCAGGUUUUAUAUCAGCCAUUAUUUUUAUAUUUUAUAUUUUACAUCUUUAUGGUUGAUUUUAAAAAAAAAAAUAAAUAAAUGUCUGAG
Molecule: messenger RNA, 1459 nt
Organism: Patella vulgata (common limpet)
Lineage: Eukaryota; Metazoa; Mollusca; Gastropoda; Patellidae
Product: sodium/potassium/calcium exchanger 1-like
Exons: 2
Coding region: 220-1077 (285 amino acids)
Source: RefSeq, a predicted model, not a curated record